AAAAAGACUUACCGUUUAAUUUGUUAAUUAUUUCAUAUUAUUAAUAAUAGUGUAUAAAGUUAUGUAAAAAAUUAAAAAUAUUUAUUUAAAAAAAGUUUUAUCCAAAACAUGGAAUCAAAGAUUCAUUCGUUCAGCUGUUCCACUGAAGUAAACAAAAUACUGUCACAACACAGCCAUCAGUCGGCCAUCAGUGACAAACAAUGCCAAAAGUACUGUCAGUGUUGCGAUUGCGAAGUCCCGCAAACCAUCCAAGAGUCUGAUUCAGCCACAAGUGAUGAUUCAAAUAACACUGGUCUUCAUCCUCGUCGUCGGAGAUAUCAAACCAAACAGAUACUGAUACUCAUACUACUGGCUUACGGCAACUUCUGGGUGGCCGCCUGUGUAUCACUUCAGGCCCCGUUUUUCCCCAAAGAAGCUGAAUCUAAAGGUGCUACACCCACACAAUAUGGACUGAUAUUUGGUAUUUACGAACUAUGUAUAGCCAUCACAUCGCCAUUGUUUGGCAAAAUGAUUGCAUCAGUCAAUCCGAUAUUACUGUCCGAAAUCGGACUGUUUAUUGCCGGCCUGAGUACCGUUAUAUUCGGACUAUUGGAUCAAUUGCCAGCCGGUACGCCAUUCAUUACAGCCUGUUUUGCUGUACGUAUUGUCGAAGGUAUAUCGGCCGCCGCUUUCAUGACCGCUUCAUAUGUAAUAAUGGCCAAAGAGUUUUGCGACCGAAUUGCCACAACAUUUUCACUACUGGAAACCUGUUUCGGUUUGGGUCUCAUAUUGGGACCGACACUCGGCGGCGCUUUCUACCAAUUGGGCGGCUUUUUGUUGCCAUUUGUCAUAUUAGGCUCAUUCCUGCUGUUGGGCGGUGUCUUUACAUUCAUAUUAAUGCCCAAAACCGUUGAAGUAUCGCAACAAAAAUCGGGUAAUCUCUGGAAAUUUAUAUCCGAUCCGGGAAUACUAUUGGACGCACUGGCCAUCACUACAUCACUUAAUUUCAUCGGUUUUAAUGCGGCAACACUUGAACCACAUCUGAGAAGAUUUAAUUUAUCGCCAAUCAUUAUGGGAUGUAUUUUUGUCAUUUCUGGCGGCAUUUACGCUAUAACUACACCCAUUUGGGGACGACUUUGUGAUAAAGGGUUUAAUCCAAAAAAGUUAUGUCUGUUUGGAUCAAUACUUUCAUUAGUCGGCUUCACAUUCAUCGGACCGUUAGAUUUCAUCGCCAUUGAACCACAACUAUGGCUUGUAAUUACAUCAUUGGUAUUCAUCGGUUUGGGUAUUGCCUCCAAACUGGUCACUGCAUUCAUCAGUGCAUUACACGACUCUAUCCAUCGCCGAGGCUUUCCCGAUGACAUAUCGACCUAUGGUCUGGUGUCGGCCAUGUUUUUUUGUGCCUGUUCUAUAGGUGCAUUCAUUGGGCCCACUUUAGGCGGCUUUUUGUUGGAAACCAUAGGCUACCGAAAGUCUACUCUAGUUAUUCUUGUUAUUGACAUUAUUCUGGUAUUAAUUAUUAUACAUUUUUGA
Messenger RNA from Oppia nitens, 1512 nucleotides. RefSeq names its product MFS-type transporter SLC18B1-like. The record is from RefSeq and is a predicted model, not a curated record. Gene Ontology annotation, biological process: transmembrane transport. Bases 109 to 1512 code for a protein of 467 amino acids. The transcript is spliced from 6 exons. NCBI's taxonomy places the organism in Eukaryota, Metazoa, Arthropoda, Arachnida, Sarcoptiformes, Oppiidae. Gene Ontology annotation, molecular function: transmembrane transporter activity.